This is a messenger RNA of Paramormyrops kingsleyae, 6834 nucleotides long. Lineage: Eukaryota; Metazoa; Chordata; Actinopteri; Osteoglossiformes; Mormyridae. The record is from RefSeq and is a predicted model, not a curated record.
AAGGCCCUCCACUCCGCUAACACGGGCCAGCUCUGAGGAAGGCCCUCCACUCCGCUAACACGGGCCAGCUCUGAGGAAGGCCCUCUACUCCGCUAACACGGGCCAGCUCUGAGUUUGCCUCGCUCCUGCUCUCUGCUUCAGGUCUCACUGGAUUUUUUUCUUUUUCCUUUUUUUAAAAAAAAAAAUAAAAAAUAAUCAACAGUAUUUUCAAGGAUCUGGAAGUACUUCCAGCAUCACCCUCCACCCUUUGGCAUCCUGACUCCACUCUGUGUUGCCAAAGUCCUACGUUUUAUGUCCUCUCGCUCUGUUUUGUUCACGCUAAAGCCCGAUAAUGGCCGCAGAAUGCUUCCAGUUCCGUGCCCUGUAUGAGUACAGCAGGGACUGGGAGGGAGACAUCGACCUUGCGCCAGGGGACAUCCUGACUGUGGACAAAGUGUCCCUGCUGUCACUGGGCUUCAAGGAGGGUGACGAGCUGCACCCCGAGCGAGUGGGCUGGAUCGUGGGCGUCAACGAGCGCACUAAACAGAGGGGCAACUUUCCGGGCACCUACGUGCAGUAUGUGGGCCCCGUGAAGAUGGCCCUGCCGUCCAGCCAGGCGCGCCUGCAGAGACCCCUGCCGGCCGCCCCCAGAGCCGAGCCACCGCCUGCACAGCGAGCUGUCCCCGUUCAGGAUCUGAAAGACCAGUUCUCACCCCCAGAAACUGCACCCCCCCUCCUGGUGAAGCUGGUGGAGGCCAUUGAAAGGAACGGUCUGAACUGCCAGACGCUCUACAGGACGACGAGCUCCUCUGGACAGACCCUGAACCUCGCGGACCUGUCCCCGGUGGACCUGGACCUCUGUCACGUGGACGAGCUUUCGGUGGCUCUGCAGACGUACCUCCGGGAGCUGCCUGUCCCUGUAAUCCCCCCUGCCCUCUAUCCCGCCCUGCAGGAGGCGCUGAAGCGAGGAGAAGAUACCCUGACACCGGAGCGUGGUGCCGGGGGCCUGAUGAAGGCCCUGGAGGGGCCUACCGUCCCGGUGCAGAACCUGCUUACUGUGCAGUACCUGCUGAGGCACCUGGACACCGUGUGCCAGCACUCUGGCACCAACGGGCUGGACCCCCGUGCCACCGCUGCCUUCUUCGGCCCGCUGCUGCUCCAGGCCCCUGCCACAGGGCCGGAAGUGGACGAGGACUUCCCAGUCCAGCUUCUGGAGCGACUUCUGCUGGAGAGAAGCUGGGAACAGGAGGAGGCGCCCCCAGCCCUCCCUCCCAAGCCUGCCAAGAUGGCAGUGUCCUCCGUCCCCAGCGGGAGCGCCCAACUGAGCGACGCCGAGUGGUACUGGGGUGAGAUCUCAAGUGCUCCACCCACCCUAGGCAUGGUGCCCCACCCAUCUGCAUACAGUGCUCCACCCACCCUAGGCAUGUCUGCCAUCUCUGUGCCUCACAGGAAAGGUGGAAACAAUAAGCUGAUCAAGAUCUUCCAUCGGGGGGGCAAGUAUGGCUUCUCUGAGCCACUGACCUUCGCGUCGGUGGUGGAGCUGAUCACCCACUACCGGCACGAGUCGCUAGCGCAGUACAACCCCAAGCUGGACACGAGGCUCCUCUACCCCAUCUCCAAAUCCCAGCAGGAACAGCUGGUGAAGGAGGACAGUAUCGAAGCUGUUGGUGAGCAGCUGAAGGUCUACCACGAACAGUACCAGGAGAAGAGCCGGGAAUAUGACGUCCUGUACGAGGAGUACAUGCGCUCAUCCCAGGAGCUGCAGAUGAAGCGCACAGCCAUUGAGGCUUUUAAUGAGACCAUCAAGAUCUUUGAGGAGCAGUGUGAGACUCAGAAACGCCACAGCAAGGAGUAUAUGGAGAAAUUCACCAAGGAGGGCAAUGACAAGGAGAUCCAGCGAAUCCAAAGCAAUUCUGAGAAGCUGAGGUCCAGGGUGGCAGAGAUUCACGACAGUAAGAGGAAGCUUGAGCAGGAUUUGAAGAAACAAGUGUCUGAUAACCGUGAGAUUGACAAGCGAAUGAACAGCCUGAAACCUGACCUCAUGCAGCUGAGGAAACUCCGAGACCAGUACAUAGUAUGGCUCACGCAGAAGGGCACCAGGCAAAGGAAGAUCCAGGAGUGGUUGGGUAUGAAGAACGACACAGAAGGCCAUUCCUCGCUGGUGGACGAGGAGGAGGAGCUCCCACAUCACGACGAGCGCACCUGGUACAUGGGGGAUGUGAAGCGCAUCCAGGCCGAGGAGCUGCUCAGGGCCAAGCGGGAUGGAACCUUCUUGAUCCGCGACUGCCAGACGCAGAAGGGCGCCUUUGCCUGCUCCGUGGUCGUUGACGGAGACGUCAAACACUGUGUGAUUUUCAAGACGGCCACGGGGUACGGAUUUGCGGAGCCCUACAACCUGUACGGCUCCCUCAAGGCCCUGGUCCUGCACUACAGGGAUGCCUCGCUGGUCCAGCACAAUGACUCGCUGAAUGUGACCCUGGCCUAUCCUGCCCUCACCCAGCAUCCCAGAUGAACGCAGCUGAGGGGCAAAGACUCACGCUUUUGAUGUUCGUCCCUUUUGUACUCGAAUCUCAGAUUAGGUCCCAUGACUCAUAUCAAGGAGGACUGGAUACUGAAGUGUACUGUACUAUUUAAAGUAGCUUUGAGUUAUUUCAGUGUUAACCAGUUAAACAUGUUAACAAUCAGCCCUCUUGCCUAGAUUUUAAGUGUUUCUUAGGUUCUUCGGUUCUUUGAAAGUGUUUUUCUCCUUUGUGAUUUGAAGUGGUUCCUGUGCCUGGUUACUGGUUAGGCUGAACACGUGGGACCGGACAGUGGAGUGGAAUUGGUGCUUUAGGAAACAUGCAUUGCUCGUAUGAGCUUCCGUUUCGGAGGGACAGACUCUCCUUACAUAGGGAGCCCGUAGGGCCCAUUCUGGCUUGUCUUCUGAAACCGAGAGCUAAGAAGGUCUAAGAAGGUCAGCGGCUGUAAGGAGCCGGGGAAUAAGGGGCCGUCGGCCACCUUCUGGCCUGUCACGCAUUUACAUUUUCUCACUGCUUUUUUUCUUUCUUUACAUCAUAGAAAAACAUUUCUGCUCCAUCUUUUCCGCUCAUCACAUUAUGUACUUUUUCCUGGUUUGGGCUGUGGCCGGAAUGAAGAAAUUGUUCAUUUUGCCUUUUUUAGCCUGAGUGCGACUAAGUGAUCCGCAUCACCGGGAGGCAAUUCCUUCUCGCUAAAUAAUCCUUGUGCAUCUCCUCCAAGCCGCUUUCCGUCCUCUCGCCUGUUUUGGACGCAAUCUGAUGUACAAAAGCCGUAGGGCAUGUUAGUUUGCAUGAGGAGCCCUGGAGAAAUUGCCACCUGCAUUUUUUUUUUUUUUUAGAAAGAUGCUAUAGAUUCAUCAUAUCAAGUCAGUUUAAGCCAAAUGAAGGACAUUCAUGCAGCAGACCAGCUUCUCCUGGUUUGGAAGCUUGGAAAUAGUGACGUGAGAGAUUUCAUUUUAAAGACUGCAUGGAAUUUUCUCCUUCAGAGAUAUAAUCUAAGCACUUGUUACUAGUACUGUUUAAACUGUAUAUCUGUACAAUAUGCAUAAAUAGUAAUGGAUAUAAGUAUAUGUACAGGAAGGAGUUGCCUGACCUUGAGCUGUACUUUCUAGUUUAAGGGGCCCCUCACUGUCGGUUUACAGGGACAGAGUCCUUGUGUGUGGAUUUUGUAGCUAACAGUAACACCAUCAUUUGAAAUCCAAAAAUAGCAGACAUGGGGGGAGACUGUAGCCCGUUCUGGAGCCGCAGGUUGGAUUUCUCAUUUCUCAUCACCCGCUCGGUCCAGUUCGGCCAGCUGGCCGCCCGUGGUCCUGCCCGAGCCAGGAGAGCGAUGGAUUCCUUUAACUGCUGUGUCUGAGGGGAGUUGGACCCCGAAAAGCGUGCCUCUUCGUACCUGAGUAUCAUAACGGUGUAUUUACAGUUUUGUUCUGGGGCAGGAUGUAAGCUGGGAUUUUCUGAGCCUGGUGUGGAGUGAGCUGACUGCGGGGGCCAAAAAAGAGCCGCCAUCUACAUUAAGCAGUGUGAGCCAUUUCUGUGGCCUCCGUGCAGUAAUGGAAUCGUCCCAUACAUGAUGUCCCCCCUGCAGGACUGCACAGUGCAGAUGGUGUUAGAUAUGCAUUACACUUCCCGUUUUAUUUUAAACAUCAUAGUCAUUUCUGAAAUGCCACUUGCAUAGCGGAAAGUCAAGCUUAGGAAUGCUACGUUUAGUAAAUCCAGAUGCUUUGAAUUAACAUUAACGAUAAGAGUGAAUAGAUACCAGUUAACUAACAUGGAUGAUUAUACUGCCAAAUUAAUUGGAUAAGCGUUAAUGUUUUGAAGACUAUUAGAGGUAAGAUGAAUGUCGUCAUGCACACAGUUUCACAUGGAUGUGAACCAGGCCCUUGAAGCGUUUUGCUUUCAGGGAAAGAGCAGGAUGAUGUUUUGGGGCUGCAGGAGUUGAUUGUACAUACUAAAAUCAUAACGCAACAUUGAUGUGUUGUGACUGUCUGUAAUUGUUCUUAAAUUGUCUGACCCAAUGGACAAAAUCUUUUGAUCACAACAAGUAGGUCACAUCUUACGAGAUGUUUAAGAGAAAUUCACACUGAGUGCUGAGCUUUGGGGUAUUUUUUGUACAUAUCAUUUAAUGAAAUGCAGGUUGUAUUUUUCUGUUGGGUGGCCCUGAAUACAGGUGACCGACAUUAUCUCAGACUGUGAGAAGCUGUUUAGCUCUGGCUGUGUUUUGUGCAGAUUUUAUGGAGAUAGACUUAUGCAGGAAAUGGUCUCUGUUGCAUCACCUGACAAAGUGCUGCCUCAGCUGACAGACGCCAUGCCAGUAUUUUCCAAACUGGGCCUGCAGCGAGCCAGAAGACAUCUUCAUCUGCCCAGUGCGUGGCUGUGUCUAGGAGUCCGCUCAUUUUUGUUUAAACCAAGCUGUGGAAGUCUUACAGUUUCCAUUUUGAAACUGGUGGGGUGUUUUCUGAAAGCAAAUAAAAUAAAGACGGGAGGUACAUUGUGUCAGUGUCUCCUCCCUUUGGCAGCCUUCAUAGCUUUAUCUCAGCAGUUAGCUUGAACUAGAGAGCAUGUGUGGGUGGGAGAAAGAUGAGACUGAUGAACGGGUGUGAAAAUCUGCUGAAUGCACUACAAAGACACGCUACAAAUGUCAGGCGGCCCGUGGGCUGGGAUGCUGCCCUUCAGCUACGCAGGCUGGGAUGCUGCCCUUAAGCUGUGCGGGCUGGGAUGCCGCCCUUAAGCUGUGCAGGCUGGGAUGCCGCCCUUCAGCUACGCAGGCUGGGAUGCCGCCCUUAAGCUGUACAGGCUGGCCUUUGCUUUUAUUCCUUUCUGUUUGACCUGACAAGGAGCUCUGUUGACUGAGGGAAGCCACACGUCAGAAUGGCCCCAAGUCAGAAUGGCUGAAUUGCAGCCAUGCUGGCUUUGGAUUGGCUUCUUGGUUAGUUUUUUUAAGCUGUCCAAUUGCUUCCUUUACUUGUACAUUUGUUUACUUGUUCAUCAUAACCUGACAGAUUAUUUUAAAUAAGCUAGCUUAAAUAUUAUUUCUUUCCAUACAUUUAUACUUGUUUACAAUUUCCAAUUAACCAAAUAGAGAAAAUCUUUAAAAACAAAUUUGUUUGUCUUUUUAUUAGAGAAAAUAGAAGUAGGGUGAAAAAACUUGACUAUUGUUUAAAAAUCAUUUUCUUAUUUUUAACUUGAAGUUUUUAAGACUGCGCAAGUCUUUUGUUUUUGUACUUGUGCUCCCUCAAGACAAUGGAACUCUAGGAUCUAACACUGCUUUCAAACCAAAACUUUCCACCACAAAUGUUGAUAGUUACGGGGUCCAAAAUGGCCCCUUUGAAAAGCAAAAGAUCUAAACUUUAUCACCUACUGGAGUUCUGCACUAUAUAGAAAUGCUGGAUAUUUUAUAUCUGUUUCCUUUGACUUUUUUGAAAAAGUGCAAUUUUUUUUGUAGUGUUCAUUGACAGAAGUUUGACAGUACCAAAUUUACAUACAUUUGUAAUCAAAUGUGGAUUCUGCAGCUGUCGAAAUCUUUUCCAAAGACAGAUAUUCUGUCUUCUUUAUUCAGAAACUAAAAGAAAAAUGUGUGGGCCAUAAUUGCCCCACUCGUCAGCUACACACCAAUAUCAGUCUGCCAAAUGACAAUAAUUUAGACUUUGCACUAAAUUACAAAGCUAAUCUUUAUUGUGUUUCAAUUCAUGUACUGUAGUCAGUUGCUGACGUCUGUGUUUGGUGCAAUCGCUUCCCACAAAGCAAUGUUAGUCACAUGAGAGAGACCAGGCGUGUGUGCUGGGGGAUGUCAGUCGAUAGGUCCCAUCUCCUCCACCUGCUUGUGUAUUUGUGUUAUACCGUAAGUAAUAUGUAGGUUGUGUGCUUUUUAAAAUCAUUCAGUCAGUUUUCUUUGUCCUUGUUUUUUUUUUUCGUCCUUUGUAAACCGAUUCGGUAAAAACUAAAAGAUAAACAAUCGCCAGCAUCAUCGGAGACAGCAGCAUAACCUGAAGCCUUUGGUCCCUGCAAGUGCAGCAUGCUCUCUAUCUUUUUAUUAUCAUUAAGCAAAUCAUUGGGGAUGAAUGGCUGGUGAAAAUGCGUGCUGAGAAUUUUGUUCAUCCUAUUUGGAGGAGAGCAGCGGGGGCACUGUUGAGCUGUCCGGUGUGAUUGUAGCGUUCUGCUGGCUUUAAUGUCUGCACAAUUCUGAUGUCAUCCAUUUGGUUAUGUUCUGUCCCCAGUCUAUCACCAAACGCAGCCUUUUCUCAGUGUACAAAUCAACAGCUUAUGCCAAUGCUGUGUUUGUCUUAGACUGGUACUUAAGUUUUCUAUGGUACUUCAAAAUAAAAUGAUUUAAAAAAGAAAA